Molecule: messenger RNA, 786 nt
Organism: Hyaloperonospora brassicae
Lineage: Eukaryota; Oomycota; Peronosporomycetes; Peronosporales; Peronosporaceae
Source: the annotation of a GenBank genome assembly
AUGGAAACCCCAAGUGUCCGUGUGCUCGUCGUGGGGGACUCGGGCGUGGGCAAGACGACGCUCUUGCGGUCGCUCUGCCGCCCGCAGUCGCGCGUGCCGGCGAAAACACUGGACAAGCCGCCGACCACGUGGACCGCAGGAUGCGACGUCCACGUGCUGCUCAAGUCGCUGGGACCCGACGGACGCGACGUCUUUGUGGAGUUCCUCGACGUGGGCGGCCACCGCCAAUACGAACGCAGCCGUCGGGCGUUCUACGUCGACGUCCAUGGCGUCCUGUUCGUCCACGACCUGAGCAACGCCAAGAGUGGGGACCACCUGAGCCAGUGGAGUAGGGAGCUGAGUGCGGUCCAACGCGCGAAGGGCUGUGUCGUGCCCUCGCGAACGGGCAAAACGCAUGGGGACGUGCCGACGUUGCACGCGCUGCCGAAGCUCGUGGUCGGUAGCAAACGAGAUCUGGUGGCGGCCAACGGGGCAGCGCGCGCGGCGAAGCGGAUCGAUGUGGUCGACGGGCGGCCCGUUUCGUGCCUGGAAGCGUGUGCAGAGCCUUUGGCGAUGGAGCCGAGUGGAGCGUUUGAUGCGUUUCUUCGGCAGACAGUCGCGUUUGCUCAUCGAAAAGACGCUGCAACAAGUCAUAGCAGCUACGACCAGAGCAGUACGGGGCUUCGACAGCUGAGUAGCCGCACAGUCGACGCGGAGGAAAGCAGACCGAAAGGUACGGCAGAGUCCGACAGUGCUGUGGACGUGCUGCCGCUAUUGCCCACGGACACACGCUCAGCCUGGUGGUAG